AUGCAUAGAUCGUACCUCCCCCAUCCCAAGGAUAAAGGUCAGCGGAAGGUCUCCCCGUCAGGCCCAUCUUAUAUGUCGAAUGACCAGAUUGCAAACUAUCUGAAAGACCUACGGACAAAUCGUCCCACACGCCCAAGCGGUUCCAGACCUCUCCCUUCGAAAUCAUCCGCAUCGGUGGCUGGUCCUCGUGGGGACCUACCUCCUCGAGCCGCCUCCGCAAUGUCAACGUACAGUCAGUUAGGCAACUCGCCAGCGUCGCCAUCCGCUGAGGUUGAACGACCUCGUGCCACCAGCUCGCUAUCGAACCAUCGUUCUCUCUCCUCUCGAGGCUCCCUAUGCAACUCUCCCGGACGUCCGUUGGUCCAGGAACCAAGGAUGGUUCCUGUGCGAAAGAAUGUCUCCCCGAGUCGAGUGCUUUCUCGAUUCAGUCCUCCUUCCCCCGGUAUCUACCGUGAAAGCAACCGACGGCGGCUAGAGAGGGAAGAAGCACAGUCCUUGCGGGAUGCGCUGCAGGAGAUGAAUGUUCACGACGAUGACGAUGCCACCAAUGAGGAACUUCGUCUACAUCGGGCGGCACAGGAUGAGGCUACGGAGCUCGUUUGGAUGCACCAACACCCCGGGGUGGCUUACAAGAACCCAUAUGCUCCAUACCGUAACCCAGAUAUGAACCAUCUCCAACAAGUCUCUCAGGUGAACAGAGGCCCGUCGAGGCCCUCGAGCCCACCACGCAAUGGCCAGGUUGGCUCGUCCGAGGCCUAUCCAAGCAGUCCCGAUCAUGCGGGUGCAUUGGACGAAGCCCCUAGCCCCAAGAAACAUGGCACGCUGCGGAAGAACCUCAAGGUGAACUUUUCGCUGCCCCGUGAACAAAGUCCGUCGAAGCCAAAAGACGAUGGCUGCGGGCUAGGGCUCAUAAAUUUCAAUGGCGAUUCAACUAAAGGGAUAUUCAGGAACCCCAAUGAUCAGAUCUACGAGGAACCGGCCGGCUCUCCACGUAAGGAGGAAGACGAACGCCCUAUAUUCUCCCGGUCUGAUUCAUCCGCUUUAAGGUCAAAGCCGCGCAACGCUCUUCCUCGUGGCGCACGGCCGCUCCCAGGACGGCUCAGUAGUAUUCCAUUUGUCGACAAGCUAUCUCGCUUUGAGCUUCAUAGAAAUCCCCCAACUCAGUCAAGGAACGCUGAAUAUAAAACCAACGAUCCACUUCCCAAGCUAGAUCUGGGAGAGAGAACCAACGAUGAACCGAAUGCUUCCACGAAAGAUGGACUCGAGAUUCGCAGCGACGACAUCCGAGCCGCUACGAGCAAAAGGCGCAAGGACCGGAGUACCAAAUUACCCAUGCCGACGGCCGUUAGCGAUCGGACCGGCCGACCGAUCGUGAGUUUUGAUCCAUCCUGGAAGCCGAUGGAGACGCAAUCCCCCCAAAAACACGAAUCCGCCUAUCCAACGCCGCCUCCGGCUCCUCCUGCGCCGACUAUUUCUGUGCCUGAGCCCCCCUCGGUUCCAAUUAUCAACAUAACGGAUGGCCGGGCACCGACUAUCUCUGAGAUGACUGGCUCAUCUCAGGUUUCCGGGAGGGAACAAAGCUCUCGACCGAUGCCUCUGAAGGGCCCCCCAGAACCCAGCUCAUCUUCCAAGAAACCUCUGCCAGCUCUACGGGAUCGGUGGCUAUCGGCAUACACCCGGUCUGGUGUGCCCACUGCGAAAUGCGAAGCAUGCUCACUUCCCAUCGCGGGGCGGAUUGUCACGGCUGCCGGAACACGCUUCCAUCCGGAAUGUUUUACCUGUUUCAAUUGUCAGACCGCACUAGAAUGUGUUGCCUUUUACCAGGAGCCCGAUGGCAAGCGGAGUGAGCGUAUUGCCGAGACGCCGGCGGACGACGAGGAGGCACGCGCGUUGCGAUUCUACUGCCACCUGGAUUUCCAUGAACUCUUCAGCCCCCGGUGCAAGAGCUGCAAGACUCCUAUCGAAGGAGAAGUGGUUGUGGCGUGCGGAGCAGAAUGGCACGUCGGCCACUUCUUCUGCGCAGAAUGCGGUGAUCCAUUCGACCAAGACACUCCGUUUGUCGAGAAAGAUGGCUUCGCAUGGUGUUUGCAAUGCCAUUCCCGCCGCACUGCUCCCCGGUGCCUCGGCUGCAAGAAGCCGGUGCUGGACGACGUCGUUAUUUCGGCGGUGGGCGCGCAGUGGCAUGAUGAGUGCUUUGUCUGCCACGAGUGCGGGACAGGAUUUGGCGCCGAUGGUCGAUAUUUUGUCCGCGAAGGCGAGCCGCGAAAGACAGCAAAAGGUAGGAUUAUUGGCGGGCCAGUGCAGCUGGCUGUUUGUGAGAGAUGCGAAGGCAUCCGACUCAAGGCAAGCCCUUGA
Molecule: messenger RNA, 2355 nt
Organism: Aspergillus tanneri
Lineage: Eukaryota; Fungi; Ascomycota; Eurotiomycetes; Eurotiales; Aspergillaceae
Product: LIM domain protein
Exons: 3
Coding region: 1-2355 (784 amino acids)
Cellular component (GO): Z disc; nucleus
Molecular function (GO): transcription coregulator activity
Source: RefSeq, a predicted model, not a curated record